Molecule: messenger RNA, 996 nt
Organism: Triticum aestivum (bread wheat)
Lineage: Eukaryota; Viridiplantae; Streptophyta; Magnoliopsida; Poales; Poaceae
Exons: 3
Coding region: 49-672 (207 amino acids)
Source: RefSeq, a predicted model, not a curated record
CCAGGUAAGUCAAAGACCAGACACCAGACCACUUCACUCCACGUCCAAAUGGCGAUGACUCUCGAAGAAGUGCUCUCCAAGCAGGCUGCCGACCUAGCCGCCAUCUCGCCGGCGCCGGUGAGGAAGGCCGUGGAUGCACUGGCGCGCAGCAGCCACGCCCGCGCUGCCGCCGAUGCCCUGGUCUACCUCUCUGUGGGCACGACCUGCACGAUGUUCGCGGCCGCCUUCCUCACCAUCUUCGCGGACCUGGCCUGCGCCCGCGGCUGGGGCUGCACCCCGGCCUAUAUCCUGUCCGAGAUAGCAGACUAUCUAUCCACACCUGUCCUGCUUCUCCUGCCGCCGGCGCUCGUGCUCUUCUUCCUCCGCGCCGCCGGCUGCAGGACCAAGGCGGCGGCGGACGCGGAGAGCCUCAUCGUGAAGAAUGACGAGGAGCCAACCCUUCUGUCGCCGUCGCCGCUGGCCUUGGCAAUUCUUUGGCUUUUCAUUGGGUCGGCAUCGAUGGGAACCAUCUCUUUCCUUCUUUUUAAGUGUGGACAUACAGAGAUCUCCGACCUUCUCGGCUACGCGGCUCUCUUGUGCACGUUCAUGUGGGAAGCCCUCGUCUAUGUCCGCGCUGCAGUGGCGCUGUGGAGGAUGAAUCCCGGGCCAAGCAACAUGGUGGCUGCAGAGUAGCCCUUGCGCCGGAUCAUCGACUUACUAAGGUGCGCAGGAUUUCAAGCCGAAAGCUCCAAGGUGAUGGAGAGUGCUACGCAGUGCAGGAGCGCUGCUGUUUGCCUGUUUCCUACAUCCUUUGAUGCUGUUCUGAAUAAAGAGCGAUGCCGUGUGAUGUGUAGUGAUCUACUAGUACAAUACUAGCUAGUAGUAUGAAGCUUGCUUCAGUUGAUGCUAGUUCAGCGCUGCGCUGAUGCAGUGACUGCAGUGCUAUGGUAGCUUUGGUUGGUGGUUACUCUGAACCGGACCUAUAUCUAACAUAAUGAUUUGUGCCGCUGCAAUUUA